Messenger RNA from Zingiber officinale, 420 nucleotides. RefSeq lists its product as uncharacterized. The transcript is spliced from 2 exons. Bases 52 to 279 code for a protein of 75 amino acids. NCBI's taxonomy places the organism in Eukaryota, Viridiplantae, Streptophyta, Magnoliopsida, Zingiberales, Zingiberaceae. The record is from RefSeq and is a predicted model, not a curated record.
UGAUCUAUAUAUGAUCUGAACGCGGACGAUCAGCUAGCAGAGAUACGCGCCAUGGGCGGCUCUUGGGUUCGCAUCAUCACCUCUCCCUUCAGGAAAGCCUACACGAUCAUCAGCUCGCCCCGGGACAAGAAAUCCCAAGCAGUUUCAGGGGAUGGCCGGAGUGGACCGCUGGAGCUGCACGGGGAGGUGAUGGCGUGCGCGUACGAGGACGUCCGGGUGAUGUGGUCGAUGCUCGACAAAACGAGGAGGGCCGGAGAACACGUCGCGGCCGCCUCGUGACGAUCGAUCGAAUCCUGAUUCAUGCUGUAACUUGUGGCCGGAUGUCUGUAAGUGUUCAUAGUUGCGGAUGGCAAGGGAGGGCCAGGCCAGCACCACUCGAUCGAUCUUAAUUGAAAUUUUUUAUGGCUUCUUCUUCUUCCA